Nannizzia gypsea CBS 118893 is the source of this 1038-nucleotide messenger RNA. Its product is annotated as thymidylate synthase. NCBI's taxonomy places the organism in Eukaryota, Fungi, Ascomycota, Eurotiomycetes, Onygenales, Arthrodermataceae. The coding region runs from base 1 to 1038 and encodes 345 amino acids. The transcript has a single exon. Gene Ontology annotation, molecular function: thymidylate synthase activity. The record is from RefSeq and is a predicted model, not a curated record. Gene Ontology annotation, cellular component: mitochondrion; cytosol. Gene Ontology annotation, biological process: dTMP biosynthetic process.
AUGGAUAUCACUCCAUCAGAUUCUAACGUUGCCCUCAACGCGCCGCAACAGCCAGAGGGACCUUCGCCUUCACCCACACCGGCUUACGACCCCACUCACGAAGAGCAUCAAUAUCUCAACCUCAUCCGCACUAUUAUCAGCACAGGCGAGCAUCGUCCAGACCGCACAGGAACAGGCACUCGGUCUAUCUUCGCACCACCGCAGCUUCGCUUCUCGCUCUCCAAACCGUCGUCUGACCCGUCAAACCCAGAUCCCGUCCCCGUUCUGCCCCUCCUGACCACCAAGCGCGUCUUUCUACGCGCAGUUAUCGCAGAGCUACUGUGGUUUGUGUCAGGUUGCACAUCUUCGCUGCCGCUAAGUGAAGCUGGAAUAAAGAUCUGGGAUGGCAACGGCAGCCGAGAGUUUCUUGACAGUGUCGGCUUGUCACAUCGUGAAGUUGGUGAUUUGGGGCCUGUAUAUGGUUUUCAAUGGCGCCAUUUUGGUGCGGAGUAUGUCGAUGCAAAAACAGAUUAUGCUGGGAAAGGAGUCGAUCAGGUUGCUGAGGUUGUCAGGAAAUUGAAGGAGUCGCCAUAUGAUAGGCGUAUCAUUCUAAGUGCCUGGAACCCGGCCGACCUGAAGAAGAUGGCUCUCCCGCCGUGCCAUAUGUUCGCACAGUUCUACGUGUCGUUCCCCCCUCAGAAGGAAGGAGAUGAGAGAGGGAAGGGCACGUUGUCGUGUGUGUUAUACCAGAGGUCGUGUGACAUGGGUUUGGGAGUGCCUUUCAACAUCGCAUCAUAUGCGCUGUUGACGCACAUGUUUGCUCACGCAGCAGAUUUGCACCCCGGGACUUUUAUUCAUACCAUGGGAGAUGCACAUGUGUACCUUGACCAUAUCGAAGCUCUACAAGAACAGCUUACCCGGGAACCAACCGAUUUCCCUACACUUAAGAUCAAUCGUACUGACCAGGGAUCCGGUGAGAUGGAUGGCUGGAAGGACUCUGAUUUUGAAGUUCUGGACUAUAAACCUCAUAAGCUGAUUAAGAUGAAGAUGAGCGUAUGA